GCGUCCGCGAGGCGUCGGACCUCGGCAACCUGUUUUCAGCCCAGCUGGGAGUGGGAUUUGCCUGCCAGCCGUCUGGGGGAGGGGGCCUUGUUUUUCUUUGCGUCUGGAGACCUCGGCUUGCAACUGGAUAAAGCCGUAUCCAAAGGAUGUAAACGGGCAGAGCAACUGUUACCAAGAAGGCAGUCACCCCAAAAAGCAGGGAGCAGCGUCGAGGGUGUAGGGUGGGGGCUUCCUCCCAGCUUCUCCCAGGCGCAACAAUAAUCGACACUCAGGUGGCGGUUGCAACUUUUCAAGGUCAGCCACAGGGAGUAGCCUUUCCAUCUCUGCACCUUGGGGGCACACAGAGGCUCGGAUUGGAUUUGGCUGAGAAAUGCACAGGACGCCAAGCAAGAAAGGCUUGUAGAGGAGGGGGGAUAGUGUGUGACCCCAAGACUCAUCCCUCCCUCAUCCUCCCCGAAACCUUCGGUCUCACGCUGCCCCGGCUGGGUGAGUAUGUGACAUGUGUGUAACUCGCAGGAGCAACUUGGGCAGCAGGUGUCGAUCCUGAGCGGGAGCCGCCGCGGCUGCCGGGUGCGCCCUCGCCCAGCCAUGUGGGCCCCGGACGCGCCUGCCGCCGGCACUUUGCGGCUGCGGCUUCUGCUGCUGCUACUGCUCCAGAUUUCCGCGUCUUUUGCCUUCGGGUUCGCCCCUGCGCCCAGGAAUGAAACUUGUCUCGGGGAGAGCUGUUCACCUGUACGGAACCAGCGCCGCGGCAGAGGCUCGUGGGGACCAGAAAAUUCUGCAAGAGACGUCCUGCGAGCCCGCGCGCCGGGGGAGGAGAGGGAGGCAGCGCUGCGCUCCGCGCCCUCCUGGGACCUGCCAGACGCCCGGGGCGGUGACCCAGGUGCCGGCAGAGGGGCGGAGGCGUCGGCAGCAGAGCCCUCGGGACCUCCGACCAGGCUGCUUGGCUCCUGGAGGUGGAAAGGCGUCCGGGUCCAGGAGGUCCCCGGAACUUUGAGGAGAGGAGACCCCACGGCCCUCCAGCGCUUCCUUCAGACCUCAGAGGAAGAAGAGGAGGGUCCCAGGGGCGCUGGCAUUUCCGGGCGCAGCCAGGAGCAGAGUGUGAAGACGGAACCUGUGGCCAGCGAUCUCUACUGGCCAAGGAGAGCCGGCAAACUCCAGGGUUCCCACCACAAGCCCCCACCCAAGACGGCCAGUGGGUUGGCAGGGCACGAGGGGCGGACAUUUGCACCCCCUGGCCGGGCGCUGGCCCAGAAUGGGUCCUCAGGCGAAGGGGUCCACGAGCGCGGGGGUCCCCGCCGGGGUAACAGCACUAACCGGAGAGUAAGGCUGAAGAACCCCUUCUACCCGCUGACCCAGGAGUCCUACGGAGCCUAUGCGGUCAUGUGUUUGUCAGUGGUGAUCUUUGGGACCGGCAUCAUCGGCAACCUGGCGGUGAUGUGCAUCGUGUGUCACAACUACUACAUGCGGAGCAUCUCCAACUCCCUCCUGGCCAACCUGGCCUUCUGGGACUUCCUCAUCAUCUUCUUCUGCCUUCCGCUCGUCAUCUUCCACGAGCUCACCAAGAAGUGGCUGCUGGAGGACUUCUCCUGCAAGAUCGUGCCCUACAUCGAGGUCGCUUCUCUCGGAGUCACUACCUUCACCUUAUGUGCUCUGUGUAUAGACCGCUUCCGGGCUGCUACCAACGUUCAGAUGUACUAUGAAAUGAUUGAAAAUUGCUCCUCCACAACCGCCAAGCUUGCUGUUAUAUGGGUGGGUGCCCUGCUGUUGGCACUGCCGGAAGUUGUUCUUCGCCAGCUGAGCAAGGAGGAUUUGGGGUUUCCUGGCCGGGCUCCGGCGGAACGGUGCAUCAUAAAGAUCUCUCCUGAUUUACCCGACACCAUCUAUGUUUUAGCUCUCACCUACGACAGUGCGAGACUCUGGUGGUACUUUGGCUGUUACUUUUGUUUGCCUACGCUUUUCACCAUCACCUGCUCUUUAGUGACUGCGAGGAAAAUCCGCAAAGCAGAGAAAGCCUGUACCCGAGGGAAUAAGCGGCAGAUUCAGCUAGAAAGCCAGAUGAACUGUACAGUGGUGGCACUGACCAUUUUAUACGGAUUCUGCAUCAUUCCUGAAAAUAUCUGCAACAUCGUCACUGCCUACAUGGCUACAGGGGUUUCACAGCAGACAAUGGACCUGCUUAAUAUCAUCAGCCAAUUCCUUUUGUUUUUUAAGUCCUGUGUCACCCCGGUCCUCCUUUUCUGCCUCUGCAAACCCUUCAGUCGAGCCUUCAUGGAGUGCUGCUGCUGUUGCUGUGAGGAGUGCAUUCAGAAGUCUUCCACGGUGACCAGUGAUGACAAUGACAACGAGUACACCACAGAACUCGAACUCUCACCUUUCAGUACCAUACGCCGGGAAAUGUCCACGUUUGCUUCUGUCGGAACUCAUUGCUGAAGGACAGUAUUUGGUUUGAUCAGAUUUGUUUAAAUUUUUGGUUUUUCAUAUCUUGUGAAAGUUUUUACUUCAUGCUUUUUCCUUACAGGAAAAAAAAAAGCAAAAAAAUACGCAUUAACUACUGUAGAACUGAUUUUACAAAUUAAUACUUGUGCUUGAAAAAAAUGUUUAUAUUUAGUUAUUUAAGAAGGACAAGGAGACCAAUAGUUUAGAUCAUUUAUCUGGUAUGGUGCUAAUAUUUUAUUUGGAAAAAAGUUACUGCACCUUAACUUAAUUAAUUGCUAAAUUUCUUUCUUUUUAAAAUAUAAUUAUUGUAUAUUGAUUAUAGCCAUGUGGUUUUGUAGGUUACUUUUUGUUUGAGUUGUGAUUGACAGUAUAUUGUCUAUGGUAUCGUGAGAUGAUUUGUACUUAGAAGCAUUCACAAAGUAGCACCAAAUAAAUGACACUUUAUUCUUUAACAUCAUUGUCAAUCUACUUUUAACCAAGAUUCAAUAAAUCCUUUAAUUGCCUUAAAGACACAAUUACUGGCUCUAUGCACAAUUUCAAAUUGGCCUUACUUUUUUAUAAUUAUGUUUUCCAUUAAGAUAGGUAAUCAAUAUGUUAUUAAGAAGUUUUCCUAAUGGUACUAUUUUCUAUGCAUGACUCAUAAAACUAUAUUGUGUGUUAAGACAAACUGUAUUUUUAAUAUUCAGAUAUAGAUGUAAAACUGCUUCUGAAUAUUUAUCAAACAUGAAUAAAUAGCAGGGUAGGAAAAAAGUAUCUUUUUUUCUAAGUUGACUUCUGAACUAGGA
Messenger RNA from Lepus europaeus (European hare), 3224 nucleotides. It is a transcript of the gene GPR37, whose product is annotated as G protein-coupled receptor 37. Gene Ontology annotation, biological process: adenylate cyclase-inhibiting G protein-coupled receptor signaling pathway; positive regulation of MAPK cascade. The transcript has 2 exons. Gene Ontology annotation, cellular component: signaling receptor complex; plasma membrane. The record is from RefSeq and is a predicted model, not a curated record. Gene Ontology annotation, molecular function: prosaposin receptor activity; G protein-coupled peptide receptor activity. The coding region runs from base 589 to 2433 and encodes 614 amino acids. Lineage: Eukaryota; Metazoa; Chordata; Mammalia; Lagomorpha; Leporidae.